Messenger RNA from Psilocybe cubensis, 1542 nucleotides. RefSeq lists its product as uncharacterized. The coding region runs from base 1 to 1542 and encodes 513 amino acids. The record is from RefSeq and is a predicted model, not a curated record. The transcript is spliced from 5 exons. NCBI's taxonomy places the organism in Eukaryota, Fungi, Basidiomycota, Agaricomycetes, Agaricales, Agrocybaceae.
AUGUCCUACGGCUUGAUGGCUCUCGAUCUGCAUCGAAACAUGGCAAGAUGGGAGAACGAGGUGUUUCACGUCAUAGUGCACCCGUGGCCCGGAGAAUCGAAUCCCCGCCCAGAUCAGACAUUCCUUGCGAUUGACGCGAAGCCGCGACGUAUCGACGAGUUACACGAAGUACAUGAACUGGGAAUUCGUCAGGAGUUAGAGAAGCUUAAGGCUGAAGUGAAGGGAGACAAGCAACUGUGCGGUAUGGUGGUCAUAACGACGGACAUCGAGAGCAUGAUAUCUAUAACGUGGCCAAUUGCAUUCACCGACGUGUUGCCCGCAAUCCCUCCGGGAGUUGAUGCGGACGACUGGAAAGAACCUCUACUUAUCAAGUUAAAUUUUGGUAUGAUACCCAAGGGAAAUGGACUUAGCCCCGGCGUCCACUGGACCGCUUCCUUAUGGAUGGCUCAGAAAAAGUAUGAUGCAGUGUAUAAAAUGUCGCAAGCAACCGCUCUGGGACGGCGUAACCCUCUCCAAAGUAAAAGCUGCCAGAAAGCGGACUGGCCAGUGCAUAAAACCACAUGUUCGAAAUUUCGUGAUAUACUGCAAGCCGACGCCUCUGCGCCUGAAGACGCUAGGAUACAGAAGGCACUGCAUUUAUUCGCCAAUAAACACAAAUCCGUUCUAGGGACGUAUGGGGUGAUUGCUAUGGAUUUCCGAUUCGAUAUCACGCGAGGACUGCGUGAUGCUGUGGCCGUUUUCUUAAAGUACGUGCCGAACGAAAAGCGGACAGACCAGGCGUUUAAAGCGAUACACGCAGCGGUUGUACCCUUUGAACUCUUUGGGGUGGAAAGGGAAGAAUAUCUGCGCGAGGAGUCGCGCAAGCUUCACGAAGAGGUGAAGGGAACACGGACAAUUGGAUGCGUUUUGGUCGUUUGUUUCACUGUUGACUCAGGAUGGCAUGAAGACGCGAAAGAUGUGGAAGACUCGCUUGUGCAUCCUACGGCAGAGUUCAAAGAACCUCCAGAGGGAUGGACUCUCCCACCGUUCCCACCUCGAUGGGUGCCUCGUGGCAAUGUAUCUUACAGGGUGCUUGGAUUCCCACUUCGGUGGUCCGACUUCAUACGAUUUGCAGAGCAACACGAACUGGAGGUCGGUGAGCCGGAAUGGGAUAAAGCGUCCGCUGCAUUUUCGGACAUGAUGGAUUAUCUCGUCGACUACAAGUGUCAGUUUGCAGAGAUUGCCAUUGGGGACGCGGAAGUUCCGGUAAUCUUGGUUGCGGAUAACUCCAAAAUGAAACAUUUGAAGCAUCCCAAGGAAGCGAAGCGCAUUUAUUUCGUCCAGACGUAUUUGGGACUUAAGCGGCCGCCUGUCUGGUUGUUCCACCGUCAACGGAUGCGUGAUAACAUAAAACUUGAGAAAUGGUUUGAUGAAGAAGACGUCGAAAAUGAAGAACAUUCUCAACAAGAUGGCAAAACUGACCACGCACUAGAGAAAAUUGAAAACUCUGAGCAAGCCCCCCUUGGAAUCAGCUCGCAGAUUGACGAUGACAAAUCCAAGUGA